Ctenopharyngodon idella (grass carp) is the source of this 1741-nucleotide messenger RNA. RefSeq names its product C-type lectin domain family 4 member F. The record is from RefSeq and is a predicted model, not a curated record. The transcript has 7 exons. The coding region runs from base 69 to 851 and encodes 260 amino acids. Lineage: Eukaryota; Metazoa; Chordata; Actinopteri; Cypriniformes; Xenocyprididae.
GUCUUUUUACUUCCUUAUUUUCAACAAACAGUUAUUUGCCAGUGUAAAUCUUCUGUCAAACAAAUUUAAUGGCUUCAGUCUAUGAAAAUUCAGAUUUUAUUUUUUCAACAAGUGCUUCAGGUGAGAAAUACAGUCAAAGCAAAGGUCAGGAAGAAGUCACUUCAUCUAAGUGGGCUAAAGUUUUCGGUAUCUCUCUUGUUUUUGCUCUCGGUGGUCUCUGUGUUCUGGGAAUCAUGUAUAACAAUAAGCUUUCAGAUUUUGAAUUACUGAACGAGCAGCAGCACAACAUAUCAAUGCAACUGUCUGCCCAAGAGAAUUACAGCGCAAUCAUGGAAAGAAAGUUUGAGAUUCUUACAUCCAGGUACAAAAAUUUGAGAGAAUGGCUUUCCUUUUAUGAUGCUCAGUCUUGUAACCUCUGUGUGGAUGGCUGGAUGGUUUGUCGUGAAAAGGUUUACUUCUUCAGCACAGAUAAACACAGGUGGUCAAACAGCAGAGAUGUGUGCAUUUCAAAACAAGCUGACCUGGUCACCAUAAGCAGCAAUGUAGAACAGGACUUUCUGGUGUCUAAUAUUAAAGAGACACAUUGGAUUGGUCUCCAUGAUCUGGACACUGAAGGACACUGGGUUUGGGUGAACAACCAAACCCUCGAUGACACUGGAGUACAGUUCUGGACUGAGAGGCAAUUUGGGAAAAGUGAACCUGAUAACUGGAGACAUGAAGAUCCCUCUGGAGAAAACUGCGCUAGUCUGGGAAAUAUUGACGGCAAUUUAAAGACUUGGUUUGAUAAUUCUUGCAACACAAAGAAGAAGUUUAUCUGUGAAAAAAAAAAAUCCAUUCCCCUUUACCGAUGACAACAACUGAUGCGGGAACAUUUUCUUUGCUUUAAAUGUUGCUAGAAUAUUCAAAGCUGCUCACACAAAAGCUCUUCUUGUAGUCUUUUUUUAUGCUCAUGAAAGAACAUAAUGACAAAAUCGAUUUUGUGUACAAUAUGUGCUGUAAAAACUGCAUCAACUGAACUUUUAUGUUAUAACAAUAACAUUUAGACUGCAAUCCAUGAACUUAUUUUUGCGCCUGUUCUCUCGUUGUUUUUAUCUAUUCUCCACUAGACGUCACUAUUGCAGCAACGUCUACCUUUAACAGCUGUCAAACAUUGCAAAUUAAUAAUUUCACAUUUAACAUCCAAUUUUCUAAUUUUUACUAUAUACAAAGCACCAAGCUGUAAGACAAAGAGAGUCACCUUUCUCCAAACUUUUUAUUGGUUUGCUCAUGUUCUGAGGGAGUGGCAUCCUCCUCACGCUUUAAAAGAUCACUAGUUAAAGGAGGGAGGAGAGUCUGGGAGAGUUAGAUGUUCUGACAUGAAUAUUAUGAUGAUCUUCGACUAGAAAAAAGUCCUUGAUAGACCCCUUUUCAUUUACCAAAGACCCACUGCAUCAAACCUGUUCUCGCUCAACAAUACAACUUCAGCAGAGAUCAACUGCAGCUUUAACAAAUUGCAGGACAAGCAUUUUCAGACAGGCAGGACAUGCAAGUGUCAAGUUUAAACUUUCUUUAUUGAUGCACUAAGUAUCACCUACUCCUUGUCACUGAGGUGUGUUAACUAAAAAACUGAUUGUUCCGUCAAGCUGCUGAUCUGCUGGAUUUCAAAUACUACCAUAAUUUCAUGUCUAAGCUAAACAAUGUACACGUUUGUUCAACUACUUUAAGCAUUUAGUCUAGUUAAUAAAAUCUUGUUUGCAUUGCA